Musa acuminata AAA Group (dessert banana) is the source of this 491-nucleotide messenger RNA. Its product is annotated as transcription factor ILI3-like. The record is from RefSeq and is a predicted model, not a curated record. Bases 58 to 318 code for a protein of 86 amino acids. The transcript is spliced from 2 exons. Lineage: Eukaryota; Viridiplantae; Streptophyta; Magnoliopsida; Zingiberales; Musaceae. Gene Ontology annotation, biological process: regulation of DNA-templated transcription; regulation of growth. Gene Ontology annotation, molecular function: protein dimerization activity.
UCCAUAGCUCAGAGGAGGGAAAAGAGAAAAAAGAAAGGCGUUGCAGACAUUACGACCAUGUCCGGCAGAAGUAGCGCGAUCACGGAUGAAGAGAUCAAUGAGCUCGUCUCCAAGCUCCAGUCUCUGCUCCCGGAGUCGCGCCGGCGCAGGAGUGCAGGCAGAGCGUCUGCGUCGAAGCUGCUGAAGGAGACAUGCAGCUACAUCAAGAGCUUGCACCGGGAGGUGGAAGACCUGAGCGACCGCCUCUCCGACCUAAUGGCGACAAUGGACAGCAACAGCCCUCAGGCUGAGAUCAUUCGGAGCCUGCUCAGGCCCUAGAGAGAGUUUUAUAUUGCUGUUGUCCUCUCUCUCUCUCUCUCUCUCUCUCUCUCUCUCUAAUACUACAUCAGGAAGCAUGGUCAGUAGAUCUGAGGGUUAUCUAAGGUGCUCAAGAGUAUAUAAUAAAGGUGUAAACUAGUUUAACUAUGCUUGAUGAUUUUGCUGCUGUUUAA